GAUCUACCCGGUAUUUCAAGAUCUCUCGUUCGUCGCCCUGUUCUGUUUGGCUGCUCGGAAGUCGUCGGGGGAAGGGAAUCGCCGAUGGCGUCUUCCAGCAAUGCGAAGCACAAAAGAAUCGCGGAAGAGGAGGAGGAGGAGGAAGAAGAAACGCUAGAGGAGAUUGAGGGCUUUGAUGAUUUCACACUUGCAUCUUCCUGGGAAAGGUUUAUUUCUGAAAUUGAGGCCAUUUGUCGAGUAUGGAUGGUUGAUGGUCCAAAGAAUUUGGUGGAAAAGGGUGCAGAAUGCUUGGGUUCACAGAAAAAAUUAUAUAAGGUCAAAUCUGAAAUGAAGCAUGGCACAAAAUUGUAUUCUAUUGAGUACUACUUUUGUGUCUCUAAUAAGGGCAAAGCUUCGUUUUGGGAUGAUGAUUUACAUGAUUUGCAAUUGUCCUUUGGAGUGUCUGACUUUAUGGUUAUUGCACCUCUAAGUGCUAGUGGGGUGGUUCUUGAUGCACCUGAAUCAACGAAGCUAUUAAGUUCUGUUGCAAUUGCCUUGACAAAUUGUGGCAGUAACUGGCCCGCAUUUGUUCCAGUGCAUGAUCCUUCUAGAAAAGCAUACAUUGGGAUCCAAAAUCUAGGCCUGAUUUUCACCAGAAGGUUUGAUGCUGAUAGGAUUGGUAGCCAGGUGCCUAUAAGGCUCAUGCAUUUGGAGGGGCUUUAUGAGUUGUUUAUCUCAAAAUUUGCCUUAUAUUCAGUAGAUUUUUCAGCAAGCUUUUUCAAAGUGCAAUUUGCAAUGAAGCUUACAUAUAGAUCUCCUCCAUAUGAAUCUGAUGACGAAAUCAACAGUGUGGACCCUGAAGUUAAUGAAUCAAAAGGAGAUAUUGUUAGUCCAAAUCACAUUAAAACCCAAUGGGAUGAUGACUGCCCUUGGACAGAAUGGUAUUCUGCGGAGGAUCCAAUUAGAGGGUUUGAGUUGGUCGCCAUUUGGUCUGGUAGAAUGUUUGAAAGUUCUCUUGAGAUGGCAGAACUUGAAAAUGCUUCCUCAUUUGAUGCUGAAAAGUGGCUUCUUUGCCCUAUCAUAUUCCCAUUCAUGAUGGACGAUUCAACAUGGAUGUUUGUUGGUUUUGCUUCACAAAUACGUCUUCUAGUAAGUGCAUUGGAUAUGUCAUUUGAGGCUCAAUUUUUGGACGAUUUUGUUUCAGUCGAGAAUCCAGCAUCUGAUAAUUCAAAGUCGUCAACUGCUAUACCUCCCCCAACAGUUCUUGAUCGAGUUCUCAAAGAGAUUUUUCAUGAUGGAGGCCACAAUUCGCAUCUUGUGGAACGGGAUAAUAAACACUCUCGUGCAAUCAAAGGCACACCUCUAGAAUCCCUGUUUGCUCAAUUUUGUCUGCAUUCACUCUGGUUUGGUGGUUGUAACAUUCGUGCUAUUGCAUCCCUCUGGAUUGAAUUCGUCCGAGAAGUUCGAUGGUGCUGGGAAGAAUCACAACCCUUGCCGAAAAUGCCAUCAGAUUCCACCAUUGACUUGUCUGCCUGUCUUAUACAUCAGAAAUUGCAAAUGCUUGCCAUAUGCAUUGAGAAGAAGAACUUGAGUCAUGACACUCACAACAGCACUGAAAGUGUAGACCAUACUCCUAGUGGUAAAAAGGUAGAUGCUGAAGCUGACCCAUUUAAGGAACCUGUAAAAAAUGAAAAUGGCAGUUAUCUGAGAUCUUAUUGUCAUCAAGAUUCAGAACCAUCUACAUCAAGUUCGUUUAAGCAUCAUGAUUAUAGUGUACGAUCUCCUGAUCUGCAAAAAGUAGAUCAAGUACGGAAAGGAUCAGCUGGUGUUGUUGGGUCAAUGAUGCUGCUCCACUCAUAUCAGAAGAUGCAUGCUCCAUACACACAGGAUGCACCAAUUAUGACAGAAGAUAUGCAUGAGGAAAGGCUUCAUGCUGUUGAAGUAUUUGGUGAUGCAUUUAGUUUCUCUGGUCAAUUGGAAAGAGAUAUUCUCUCAUCUGACAUGUCAGCAUUCAAGGCUGCAAACCCAGAUGCAGUGUUUGAGGAUUUUAUUCGGUGGCAUUCACCUGGUGACUGGGAGAAUGAUGACAUGGACGGCUGCGCAGGUGAUGGAAAUAACUGGCCUCCUCGAGGAAAACUUUCACAGCGCAUGUCUGAACAUGGGAAUUUAUGGCGACAAAUUUGGAAUGAUUCUCCACCUUUGCCAGUGUUAGAGCAGAAGUCCCUUCUUGACCCAAUUCGAGAAGGAGAAAAGAUACUCCAUUAUCUUGAAACUUUGAAACCACAUCAGCUGCUUGAGCAAAUGGUUUGCACUGCCUUCAGAGCAUCAGCUGACAUUCUGAACCAAACCAUGUAUGGUGAUUUUAAACCCAUGAAGACAAGGUUUAAUCAGCUUUACAUUACACUAGCAUCAACUUUAAAGCCUUUGCAAGCAAAUCAUCUUCGUGAAAAGGCAGAGUUGAUAGGUGAUUUAAGACGGCUUUGCCUUGUAUUCGAGCACAUAGAGAAACUACUAAUUUUUGCAGCUUCAAUCCACCGUAAGCUAUUAGAUGUCCCACGCCUUUCUGAAGCAAUGUUCAGUGACUAUUUCAACUUUUAUCUUCCCAAAAUGGGUACCAGUUUAGAGAGCAUUUGCUAUGACCAGGAGUUCAAAACCAAGCAAUUAGUGAUGAUGCAUGAGAGAGAUGCUGUAUCCAUUUUAUUUCCUCCCCCCACCGCCAAUCAAUCAUGGAGGAAAGUUUUGAGCAUGGGCAAUCUUCUAAAUGGGCAUGAACCUAUUUUAAGAGAAAUAAUAUUCUCAAUCAAUGAUCGAGUAGAAGAUAGUCACUACGGUAGCAGCAUUCCUAUGGCCACCAUGGAGGAAAUUCAGACACAUCGGAUGUAUAUACAGGGAACGUCCAACGAUCUUUGGGUGGCACUGUCCGUGACAUCAUGGGAUUAAGUGCCUACAUUGCAAAUGCUUUUCUUUCAUCAAGUGCUAUUGCAUUUAAUCACUUUCUGAUCUUUAGAGUGCAAUCUUGUUUUUUUGCUUGGGCCUGUGCUGCAAUGGCCGAGCCUGGUAGCUGGUAAGCUGGCCAAACGCCUGAUCAUGAUCUCCACUGUGUACAAUGCAUGAGUGGGUUGAAAAUUGGUGGCUUAUGCUAAAAUAAUUGCAACCCCUUGGAUUACCAAUCUACAGUAACCGAAGAAUAUUCCAGUGAUGAAGUAUCGUGAAAAGCUGAUAAGCUAGGCAGACAGGAUUUCUGGAGAUACAGUGAUGGUGUUGUAUUCAGCUUCUCGAGAGUGCUGCUGCUUAUGAUUUUUGUAACAUAACUCGGGUAUGUCUAUUGGAUGGUUUUGACUGAUUCCAGCACAAGUUAACUGAUUCCAGCAUCAUUGGAUGGUUUUGACUGUUGGAUCAAUAGAGACCAUCAACAGCUUCUGAACAUGAAACUGAAAAGGAAGAUGCUAGGUGAACUAUCUGAAUCCUCGUGGAUCGAAAAAGUACAAGAGUUAUUACUGUUGUAUGUCUAUAAUAUUAACACAGAACUUAUUGCCAUAACAGUUCAAUUUGAUACUCAUUCUGCCUGUCCUGUUACUUUUUGAGAAUCUUGAAGUCUUGUCACGUUGGAAUC
This is a messenger RNA of Musa acuminata subsp. malaccensis (wild Malaysian banana), 3592 nucleotides long. RefSeq lists its product as uncharacterized. Gene Ontology annotation, molecular function: GTPase activator activity. Lineage: Eukaryota; Viridiplantae; Streptophyta; Magnoliopsida; Zingiberales; Musaceae. The record is from RefSeq and is a predicted model, not a curated record. Gene Ontology annotation, biological process: positive regulation of GTPase activity.